GGGUUUUCUCGGUAGAAGCAGUAGAAUUGUGGGGGCAGUGCAGAAACGCGUCCCCGUAAGCAUCUGCUUGGGGAAUUUUCGGUUCUCCUAGCCCGAUUAGUAUUCAUAGAAAAGACCGGAGAGUUACGUCAGCGUUUGACGUUGUCGCAAUACCGUAAGGCGGUACGAGUUUGUAUCCUCGUUCUCCGACUUCAAACCGGCGUUUGUUUCGCGCAGCUAAGCCUAGCCGUCAAAGGAGAAAACCUCGGCCGACACCUACGGAUUACAUUCCAGGGAUCUGUUCGCACUACGAGCAUUGCAAGUCCAGAUUUGACCUUUGGGUGCACCAUCGGCCAUCCAGAAAUGUCGGUUGCAAACCGCGCUUCGAAAUUUCAAGAGGAGAUGAAUAACAUUCCGCUGGCCGACGAAGACGCCCAAGACGAAAGCGAGUUUGACACAUCUGCAAGCAGCGCACUGGCAACGCACAGUGUGGAGUCCAUUCCUUCGACUUACACAAAUGGUAGCAACAGCCCCGCACUAACAUGUGAGUAUGACUCGUCUGCCAAACUUCUGGAUGGUCGACACUAUGUUUCCUCCACAGCUCUCGACCCCGACAUGAGUCCGGACGAAGUCGAAGAAAAAGCCAGGCUUAUCUCGCAGGUCUUGGAGCUGCAGAACACACUGGAUGACCUCUCGCAGAGGGUGGACAGCGUGAAGGAGGAGAACCUGAAGCUCAAGUCUGAGAACCAGGUCCUGGGACAGUACAUUGAGAACCUCAUGUCCGCCUCCAGCGUCUUCCAGUCCACCUCCCCCAAGACAAAGAAGAAGGGCUCGACAAGGGGCAAGAAGUGAAGACGUGUGCUGCUUGUGCAUCGUCCCACCUCUGUACCGACGGACCCCGCCUCGAGCCUCCCCAGUCGACGCAAUCCAGGAUGUCCUCAAUCUAGUACCACCCUGUCCGCCGCUCAUUUCCACGCGAGUGACAUCAGCUUUGAGUUCCUUUCGCAAGUUCUACCAAUUCCUUUCAAUGAAAUGACUGUCCUUGCGACAACAGCCAGUGGUUCUGUCGUUGCCGAGAUUGAAGCACCAUUCUCGGGCUUAGUCCUUGAUUGUUGAUGCCAUGUUAGUUUCAAGCUGCUUUUUCUUUUAGGCUUACUGGAUAUCUUUGUUCUUCUUUUUCUGAGCAGCGGCAUAAUGUUCUAGAGCCUGGGGACCCUCAGGCUGUCUAACUUCACCGAGGGAGUCUGUCGAGGGCAGUGCGUUUCCGUUGUGCAUGAGUGUUUAUGCUGGCUGAGGGAUUGCUAUGAUGUACCGCUUGGAGCGUCACACGGUCUUCAGGCACAGCCAGAGAUCACACCUUUUUUGUGCCGUGCGAAUUACUGACAUUUGAACGAGCGGCUUGAGUGAUAUUCAAGUUUACCCGAGUGGUGCAACCCUUGCCACGGACGGGCACAAGAUAUUCUCUUGCCCCCCAUCCCACUGCUGCUUGUAACUGCCGCAGCUUUUUGAGCACCGUGCCAAGGUUUUAAGAGAAUGUUCCGCAACAUUUGUUGUGAUUAUUUUGAAAUAGUGCACUUCUUUGCGUUUGUGUAACACACGCGCACAUUAGGAUGCAGAGCUUGCGGAGGCUAGUCAGCGAUAAUAAAAAUGCUUCGUUUUACGCAGCUGCCAUUAUUUCCGAGGCAUUCUUUACCUUCCCUUAUGUUUUACUCAGUUGCACAUAAAAUUGUCUCCAAGUUGGCUCAAGUUUUACUUGUAAUGCAGGGUGGUGCGUAAUGUGUCAGAUAUCAGAGGAUGCCUUCCUGUUUUAUCUGCAUGCUAGACAAAUUUGUUUUUCAUUGCCUGCCACUGCCUUUAGGAGUGGCUGGACUGUUCUAGUCACAAGAAAACUGCCUCGUUUCACGAGCUGUGUGGUGCAUACUGGCGUUUUCGCAGCACGGCUGCUUGUCCAACCGAAAGUGCAUCCCACAUGACCUGUGAAACUAAGUGUAGCCACCAAUAUGAGCUUUCAUGUAUGCAGGGCCAUUCAGUCAGCGCUUGUGUGUGACAAAUCUCACCUGUGUGCAAUCUUGUAAUAAACAAUGACCUGUGUUAUAA
This is a messenger RNA of Ixodes scapularis (black-legged tick), 2076 nucleotides long. RefSeq names its product short coiled-coil protein A. NCBI's taxonomy places the organism in Eukaryota, Metazoa, Arthropoda, Arachnida, Ixodida, Ixodidae. Gene Ontology annotation, cellular component: trans-Golgi network. Bases 343 to 831 code for a protein of 162 amino acids. The record is from RefSeq and is a predicted model, not a curated record. The transcript is spliced from 4 exons.